Dioszegia hungarica is the source of this 606-nucleotide messenger RNA. RefSeq lists its product as uncharacterized. The record is from RefSeq and is a predicted model, not a curated record. NCBI's taxonomy places the organism in Eukaryota, Fungi, Basidiomycota, Tremellomycetes, Tremellales, Bulleribasidiaceae. The transcript has 3 exons. Bases 1 to 606 code for a protein of 201 amino acids.
AUGCUCGAAUUCAAUGCCGGCCUCCUCAGCGUUGGUAUCAGCAUCGUCGCUCUCGGCUCCCUCUACCUACUCUUCGACCACUUCUACGUUGUACACCACAAUCAGACGAGCCCCGCCAAUUUGGCGGCAGCGGAAGCGGCGGCGGAUUGGCCGGACUUGAGCGCGACAACAUGCCUUGACCUGUUCCAACUCCUCGAGGACGAAAAUACUCCUGCCUUCCGCUCGGCUGUCAUACGGGCCUUAUCACUCACCGUCCCUCCUUCCUCGCACCACCUCGUCGGCCUUACUUUCUCCAUCAUUGCUGCGCGCGUCCCUCGGACCAAAUACGCCCGUCUGGUCGGCACGCAGCUCUGCGUACCCCUGGGUCUGGGCGAAAGAGAGAACGAGGUGGCAAAGCAGGAGACUAUGAGAUUGAUCAGGGCGGAAGUGUGGAAGGGCGUCGCGGGUGUGGUCAAUGAACUGCUUAAUGAGCACGGGGGCACGUUUGCCCCCUCGGUCGACUACGUUAUCCUCCUUAAUGGCGUCAAGAACCUCAAGGUGUUCGGGAGGGCGAACAAGGCGUACAUCGGGAGGGGAGGUCUUAUGGUGUUGUUGAACGAUGCGUAG